AUGUUAGCACCCGUAUUGAACCAAAUCGACAAUCGCUACAGAUUAGUGCAAUUCAACGGCUCCCUAAACUGGCCAUCGCCAUAUCGCGGCCACCCAAGCCCACAAAUCGACGCUGAAUGGAAGAAACUGGAGUCACUAUACCCUGGCAGCUCCACCCUUGAAGAAGUGCUCCUCUCGGGCGGCACAGCAGACGACGUGCGUCUGCCGGAAGAACUUGGCGGUGGCUACAUGACAUCGUUCGAGGUAAUCCAUCAGCUGCACUGCCUAAACCUCAUCCGCAUGGCCACCUACUUCGACUACUAUAAAGACAAAGCGAUCGAAUUCACGGAUAAGCCGAGAACACACUGUUUCUUGCCUACCUGGAAGGACCUCUCCGCUGACAAGAAGGAAAAAGACCAUUGCAUCGAAAUGACACGCCAGAAUAUCAUGUGCCACGCCGAUGUUGGGCUGAUGAGCAACCACUGGAUCAAGAACUAUCCGCGUCCGUUUGCCAAUUUCAACACAUGGCAUAAAUGCAGGAAUUUCGAUGAGGUGCUGGACUUGGCGUAUAAGCAUCAGGUACCGACGCCGCUGCCUGAAAAUUACACUUGGCCUGUAGUAGAAGGGAGUAGAAUUUGGGAUGAUGAGCCACAGCCGGGGGAGUGGGAGGGGAUGAUUGAGGGGUUUGGGAGUUGA
Letharia lupina is the source of this 675-nucleotide messenger RNA. RefSeq lists its product as uncharacterized. Gene Ontology annotation, biological process: mycotoxin biosynthetic process. The record is from RefSeq and is a predicted model, not a curated record. NCBI's taxonomy places the organism in Eukaryota, Fungi, Ascomycota, Lecanoromycetes, Lecanorales, Parmeliaceae. The transcript is spliced from 3 exons. Bases 1 to 675 code for a protein of 224 amino acids.